CAGGCAACCAGCCUCUGUUCACAUGACAGGCAACCAGCCUCUGUUCACAUGACAGGCAACCAGCCUCUGUUCACAUAUCAGGCAACCAGCCUCUGUUCACAUGACAGGCAACCAGCCUCUGUUCACAUAUCAGGCAACCAGCCUCUGUUCACAUGACAGGCAACCAGCCUCUGUUCACAUGACAGGCAACCAGCCUCUGUUCACAUAUCAGGCAACCAGCCUCUGUUCACAUGACAGGCAACCAGCCUCUGUUCACAUAUCAGGCAACCAGCCUCUGUUCACAUGACAGGCAACCAGCCUCUGUUCACAUAUCAGGCAACCAGCCUCUGUUCACAUAUCAGGCAACCAGCCUCUGUUCACAUAUCAGGCAACCAGCCUCUGUUCACAUAUCAGGCAACCAGCCUCUGUUCACAUAUCAGGCAACCAGCCUCUGUUCACAUAUCAGGCAACCAGCCUCUGUUCACAUAUCAGGCAACCAGCCUCUGUUCACAUAUCAGGCAACCAGCCUCUGUUCACAUAUCAGGCAACCAACCUCUGUUCACAUAUCAGGCAACCAGCCUCUGUUCACAUAUCAGGCAACCAGCCUCUGUUCACAUAUCAGGCAACCAGCCUCUGUUCACAUAUCAGGCAACCAGCCUCUGUUCACAUAUCAGGCAACCAGCCUCUGUUCACAUAUCAGGCAACCAGCCUCUGUUCACAUAUCAGGCAACCAGCCUCUGUUCACAUAUCAGGCAACCAGCCUCUGUUCACACAUCAGGCAACCAGCCUCUGUUCACAUAUCAGGCAACCAGCCUCUGUUCACAUGACAGGCAACCAGCCUCUGUUCACAUAUCAGGCAACCAGCCUCUGUUCACAUAUCAGGCAACCAGCCUCUGUUCACAUAUCAGGCAACCAGCCUCUGUUCACAUAUCAGGUAACCAGCCUCUGUUCACAUAUCAGGCAACCAGCCUCUGUUCACAUAUCAGGCAACCAGCCUCUGUUCACAUAUCAGGCAACCAGCCUCUGUUCACAUAUCAGGCAACCAGCCUCUGUUCACAUAUCAGGCAACCAGCCUCUGUUCACAUAUCAGGCAACCAGCCUCUGUUCACAUAUCAGGCAACCAGCCUCUGUUCACAUAUCAGGCAACCAGCCUCUGUUCACAUAUCAGGCAACCAACCUCUGUUCACAUAUCAGGCAACCAGCCUCUGUUCACAUAUCAGGCAACCAGCCUCUGUUCACAUAUCAGGCAACCAGCCUCUGUUCACAUAUCAGGCAACCAGCCUCUGUUCACAUAUCAGGCAACCAGCCUCUGUUCACAUAUCAGGCAACCAGCCUCUGUUCACAUAUCAGGCAACCAGCCUCUGUUCACAUAUCAGGCAACCAGCCUCUGUUCACAUAUCAGGCAACCAGCCUCUGUUCACAUAUCAGGCAACCAGCCUCUGUUCACAUAUCAGGCAACCAGCCUCUGUUCACAUGACAGGCAACCAGCCUCUGUUCACAUGACAGGCAACCAGCCUCUGUUCACAUGACAGGCAACCAGCCUCUGUUCACAUAUCAGGCAAUCAAGUUGCUAAUAGCUUCUGAUGUCAUGUUUUUAAACUAAGCAUACCGCAGAGGGAAAGGUUCUGUACAUUAAACUGGACAUAGUCAACACAACAUGAUGAAAAGCAACAUGGUCUUUCUUUCUGUAGUUGAAAACAUUUCUC
Salvelinus namaycush (lake trout) is the source of this 1685-nucleotide messenger RNA. RefSeq lists its product as uncharacterized. NCBI's taxonomy places the organism in Eukaryota, Metazoa, Chordata, Actinopteri, Salmoniformes, Salmonidae. The record is from RefSeq and is a predicted model, not a curated record. The transcript has 2 exons. Bases 283 to 1482 code for a protein of 399 amino acids.